AUGCAAUUACAGUUUUUGAUUUUCGCAUCGGUUUUGUGCCUCACUUUGGCCUAUCCUUUGGAUCAUCAUUAUUAUCAUCAAGAGGAUAGCCAUGGCUAUGAGCAUUUGGCCCAUGCCCAUCAGGAGGUGGAAGAUUAUGGACAUCAGCAUCAGAUUGAGCGCAUCUCGUUGGGUGAAGAGCAUGGCCAUCAUGAGCCUCAACACUACGAGCAUCACGAGGAUGAACAUGUUGAUUACUAUGCUCCACCCAAAUAUGCCUUCAAAUAUGGCGUUAACGAUUUCCACACCGGAGAUGUAAAAUCGCAGCAUGAGACCCGCGAUGGUGACACCGUCAAGGGUCAAUACUCCUUGGUUGAGCCCGAUGGUUCCAUUCGCACUGUGGACUAUACUGCCGAUAAGCACAAUGGCUUCAAUGCUGUGGUCCAUAAGACUGCCCCUGUCCAUCAUCAUGAGGAACUGCACGAGCAUCAUUAUUAAAUCCAAUUUAAAAAGCAAAGCAAAUCAACU
Drosophila willistoni is the source of this 507-nucleotide messenger RNA. It is a transcript of the gene Cpr66Cb, whose product is annotated as histidine-rich glycoprotein. Lineage: Eukaryota; Metazoa; Arthropoda; Insecta; Diptera; Drosophilidae. The record is from RefSeq and is a predicted model, not a curated record. The coding region runs from base 1 to 477 and encodes 158 amino acids. The transcript is spliced from 2 exons. Gene Ontology annotation, cellular component: extracellular matrix.